AGUAAAAGUUAUAGGUUAUAUUUAUUAGCUACUUAAUAAUGGAUUAUAAAGAAUUGGCUUCUACAAUUAUACAUGAUCACAAAUAUCCAAUAGUUAAAUUCGAAAUUGAUAAAACUAAGCUGUUCAGAUGUUCCAGAUCUGAUAAAGAAAAUGCAAUGUUUAUAAACAAAUUAAACAGUUUAAAGGCUGCUUUACGUUUAUCCAGAGUUGAAAGGAGAUGUGCUCGAUGUAAAGCAAACUGGUUAAAAGAUAAAAGGCUAGCCCAUAUGACACACCUUGUUGGUACAAAGUUCCAGACCAUGGGUUUUGGCAACAAAGAAGGAAAAUUCCUAUACCCAGAAGAAAUAUUAUUCCUCUUAGAAUCUAACAGAGCUGAAGUGUUAUUAAACAAUAUUCCAAUGAACAUGAUGCAAGCUUACCAGGAACUGCUUAGUUCAGUAAAACAAGUGAAGAUAUAUCAAGUUUAUAGAGAACUAGUGUUUAAAGGUUUUAAUCUAAUCAAACAUAUGCCUUCAUUAAAAAUCAAUGAAGUAGAGGAUGUGAGGGAAGAAUCUGAGAAUAAAAGAAUUAAAUGUGAUAAAGAAGAAACUAAUGAAAUGAAUGAGGUUUUUCUUAGAUUGCAAGAAACUGGUCCUAAACUUAAUGAAAGGGUACUUAAUAAAGAAUGUGACUUUAAAUUAGCCAAUUCUCCUUUGAAAAUACACGUGAUGUUUAAUAAAGAAUUGGAUUCGAAGAUUGGAUUUUACAAUGAUUCACAGAAUAACAUUUAUUGUGGGAUUGACCAGGAAAUAACUUUCAACACAUUCACCAAUUUUCAAAUACCAUUUUUAGCCAUUGAAAAUUAA
Molecule: messenger RNA, 845 nt
Organism: Nicrophorus vespilloides
Lineage: Eukaryota; Metazoa; Arthropoda; Insecta; Coleoptera; Silphidae
Exons: 5
Coding region: 39-845 (268 amino acids)
Biological process (GO): tRNA-type intron splice site recognition and cleavage
Cellular component (GO): tRNA-intron endonuclease complex
Source: RefSeq, a predicted model, not a curated record